AUGUAUGAGAACGAUAUUGCCUUAGUUAAACUAAACCGUGAAGUCAUUCUCGGCCCGUAUGUGCGCACUGUUUGUGUUCCUGGACCUGACCUGGACCUCGCCAAACCAGGUACAACAGGAAUGGUUGCUGGAUGGGGAAAGACUGAAUUGGGUUAUGGUUCUUUUUUUCUUCUCUACUCCUCGUUUACCAUCGAGACAAACAAUGCAUGUGAGAUCAGGGCAGCAGACGUCUACUACAACAAGACAGUAGCAUUUUGUGCAAGUGAUGUCAAAGGGAMCAGCACCCCAUGUUACGGUGACAGUGGAGAUUCCACUUGUAUGGGCCCUGGUAAGCCUAGAAAUGGUGUAGUUACUCCAGUCAAAAGGGUAUACCAGCCAGACGAGGUCAUAAGGUUUGCGUGUGACAUAAAAUACACGAGAAUCGGAAAAUCAGAUCUGACCUGUCAACGAGAUGGAACUUGGAAUGGAUAUUGGCCACUUUGCUCAGCGCCAUGCCCAAGACCCGCACAACCAAAAAAUGGUAUCCAACUCGGUAACAACUUUGCUCAUGGACACAGCGUUAGGUUUAUAUGUAGUCCUCGCUAUAGACGUAUUGGCUCAUUUGUUAUUGCUUGCUUGAAUGGAAAAUGGACCAAUAAAACUCCAAAAUGUGCUGCUCCAUGUCCAGAUCCUGGUACACCAAUUUAUGGUUAUCGAUACAACCAUUCUUUCCUACAUGGUGACCAAGUUAUGUUUUCUUGCGAGAAGGGAAAGUCUUUGAUUGGAAGUAAGAUUAUUACAUGCAAUGAUGGACGAUGGGAUCAGACUACACCAACAUGUUCAGCAG
Exaiptasia diaphana is the source of this 826-nucleotide messenger RNA. RefSeq names its product CUB and sushi domain-containing protein 1. Gene Ontology annotation, molecular function: serine-type endopeptidase activity. Gene Ontology annotation, biological process: proteolysis; complement activation. NCBI's taxonomy places the organism in Eukaryota, Metazoa, Cnidaria, Anthozoa, Actiniaria, Aiptasiidae. Gene Ontology annotation, cellular component: extracellular region. The record is from RefSeq and is a predicted model, not a curated record.